Messenger RNA from Raphanus sativus (radish), 1239 nucleotides. RefSeq lists its product as uncharacterized. The record is from RefSeq and is a predicted model, not a curated record. NCBI's taxonomy places the organism in Eukaryota, Viridiplantae, Streptophyta, Magnoliopsida, Brassicales, Brassicaceae. Bases 1 to 1239 code for a protein of 412 amino acids. The transcript has 3 exons.
AUGGAGGCGGCUCAAGGUUUGGUUUUGACCACUACUAAACCAGCAGCGGGAGUUAAUCCAGUGGAGAACGAACCAAAUGCAGGUGAAACUCUCCCACCUAUGAUGAAGUUGACAAUGUUCUGUGCUACAAAGGGAGAAGGCGAGAUAAGGGACUAUGAUGGCGAGGUGGCAACAGGCAUGAUAUUCAGGAACAAGGACGCGUUCAGACAGUACAUGGCGGUUCACGCAAUCAACAAGAAGUUUUGUUUCAGGAGUAGGAAAUCAGAGCCCGGGUUGAUGGUUCUUGAAUGCUGCGGAGAAGGAUGUCCUUGGAGAGUAUAUGCAGUUAAGCUGAAGGAUGCAAAGGUUUUCGAGAUAAGGAAAGUAAUCUCCGACCACUCUUGCACCAUUGACGAGCGUGGUGGCUAUCAAACGCAAGCAACCGCAACAGUUAUUGGUGAGCUCAUGAGGAGCACGUUUGGCGGGGCUUGCAAUGGGCCAAGACCACGAGAAAUAAGACAGAUGAUGCGUGGUGAUCACGAUGUCAAUAUAUCGUACUGGAAGGCAUGGCGUUCAAGGGACGUUGCCAUUGAAAAGGUCAAGGGCACCACGACCUCUUCUUACCAUCAGCUCCCAGACUAUCUGAAGCGGCUUGUUAAUGCGAAUCUGGGGACCAUCACGUCCCUUUUUACAGAAAGAGACGGGGUAGCGGAGCGUUUCAAGUACAUGUUUGUGGCAUUUGGGGCUUCUGUUCAGGGUUAUGAGUAUAUGAGGAAGGUUAUCGUUAUUGACGGUACACAUUUGAAGGGUAAGUACGCGGGUUGCUUACUUACAGCAUCUGCCCAAGAUGGCAACUACCAAAUAUUCCCGCUAGCAUAUGCAAUAGUGGAUAGUGAAAACGACUCGUCAUGGGGGUGGUUUUUUCAGCAGAUGACCACUUUUGUCAAUGGUGACGAGGGAUUGGUGUUUGUCUCUGAUAGGCACACAUCGAUAUCUAAGGGGAUUAGCAAGGGCAUUGCAUUAGUGCAUUUGAAGAGGAACAUACGGUCAAAUUUCAGAGCCAAACACUUGGAGUAUCUCGUGGCAAAGGCAGCGCGGACUUUCAGGAUGCAAGACUUCUAUACCAUUUUCAACGAGAUUCAGAGCAUGGGCGCAGCGUGCGCAGAGUACCUUCUGGGGAUCGGUUUGGAGCAUUGGGCAAGAGCACAUUUUCUUGGAAACCGUUACAAUAUCAUGACGAGCAACUUGGCGGAGUCUUGA